AUGGACACAUUGCUAAAAUAAGACAACCUAACCUUAGAAGCCAUUUUGAAUGAGGAAGACAUAUUAUCUGAGUUGAAAAAUUAGAGUUCAAGCAAAUUUGCUGAUUUCAUUGUUUAGCAUCCAAAUGAAUACUCUAAAAUGAUUUAUUACAUCACCAAUGAUGUUACUGAUCGAGAGUAAGAUAGGAAUACAUGCAUAAAAUAUCCCUUUUUGAUAAGCGAAGUAUUGGGUUCUGAAAAUGAGAAAUUGAUUAAUUUCCUAUUUGAAAAAUAAGGAGACAUCUCCCAAGAGGAAAUACAAAAUCCUCUUGAAGAUUAACCAACAGAAAGUUAACCUUAAGAAUUCCAAAAUGACAACGAAAAUUUAAGAUAGAAGCUUUUACCUGACCUUCUUUCUAUAUUGGAACAUGAUAGUCUCUUAAUUACAUCAGCAGGAUAUUUUACGAAGAUUAUUUCAGCCAUAAUUCAUAAAAGAGGAUAUGAUUUUUGGGAAUAUUUAAAAAGCAAUCCAGAAAUAAUUUCAAAUUUAUUUAAGCAUGCAAACAUUAGGCAUAUUACAGAAAUAUUUGAAAAGUUGAUCAUUUUAGAUACAUGUUAAGAAGAGCAUGAUGAGAGGUUGUUUAUACAAGAGAGACAACUUUUAAUAGCUAGAUUACUCAAAUACCUUAAAGGAUAAUCACAUUAAAACUCAAUAAUUACAAAUAUAUGUGAAUCACUCAUUGAAGUUUAUAAAAGAGCAUUGAUGUCUCUUGAUACUAUGGAAGUUUUGAGAGAAAUCUUAUUAACCAUUGAAAAACCAGCGUUCUUUAUGAGUUUAGCUUUCGAUACUUAAAAUAGUUCUUUGUAUAAUUUACUCAAUGUUCAAUAUGAGUUUUAUACCAAAAUGUCAUAGCUUGAAGAAAAACACUACGAUAUUUAAUUCUCUACUCUUUAUAGUCCAGUAAUUGAUGAAUCAAUAAAGGCUCUAAUUCAAUAGGAUAUAUUGAGAGCAUCCUUUUAAACAACCUAUGGAGCAACAGUUAAACCACUAGGCGAUUCAAAAUUAUCUUUAAUAUAAUUAAUUGUGUAGUUAAUCUAGAAAUAAGAAUUGGCAAUCAUAUUUUAAUAAGGACAAAUAUUUCAAUAAGUAAUUAAUUUAGUGCUUGACUAUUCGACUAAUAAUUAAUUGCAUAUUUUAUUUGAAAAAAUGAUAGUAGCAAUUAUAAAUUCCAAACAGCCUCAUUUGCAUGAACUCCUUUUCCAAACUAAUUUUUUGAAUUUCCUCAUAAUAAAUAACGGCUUAGAGGAAAGGAAAAAAAAGCAUGGAUAUCAAGGUAUACUAACUAAAAUAACUAAUUAUAUUAAUUCUCCUAAUGUCCUUGAAUAAUAUUUAGUAGUCUAAACCGCAAUCGCCAAUAUUCAAAAUGAUUGGUAGAAAUAUAUUGAAGAAUUAAAAGUAGUUAAUUAAAUUGAAUAAGCAUGGUUACUGGGUAUAAAUCCAAAAUUCAGAGAAUAAGUUAAUGUAGAUUCGUUUAGUCCUCCUCUUUUAUGGCCUGAACCUUUAGGCUCUGGCUAAUAUCAAACCACUAAUAACCAAACUGCUGAAACUAGUGAAAAUAGUGAAACCCAACAAGACUCCUAAGAAGAAAAUUCAAAUCAUAAUUAAUACCAAGAUAGUAAUGAAUAUAAUCAACCAGCAGAUUAAUUCGAUUCAGAAGAAGCCUAAAUUGAUAAUGAAAAGGAAGCACCUUUAGAAGUUGUUCAAGUGAGGGAAGAAAAUUUAGAAUAAUUAGAAGAAUAAUAAAUUUAAAAGCAUGAACAAUAAAUUUUAGAUUCACCAGUAUAUGUUACAGAUGUUUAGCUUUAAUUUUAAUACGAGAAUAUUCCUGAAUAAACUAAAGAAGUUUCAGAAUAAUAACCAAAUUUGAUAUAAGAAGAAUAACCAUAAGAAAUGGCAUAACAUAAAGAAGAAUCUAAUUAAGAAUAACAACAAUAAAGUAAAGAUUAAAUUUAAGAAGAAUAGAAUUUACAUCAAGAAUAACAAAAGCAAGAAGAAUAAUAACCAUAAAAGGAUGAAUAAUUACCAAUGCUAGAAGAAUAAUAACCAAAGCAAGAAGAAUAAUAACCAAAGCAAGAAGAAUUAUAACCAUAACAGGAUGAAUAAUAACCAUAACAGGAAAAAUAAUUACCAUAAAAGGAUGAAUAAUUACCAUAAAAGGAUGAUUUAUAACCAUAAAAGGAUGAAUAAUAACCAUAAGAGGAAAAAUAAUUACCAUAACAGGAUGAAUAAAAACUAUAAGUGGAAUAGUAAUUACCCUAGACAGAAGAUCAUGAGAAUAAAGAAUAAAUUGAGCAACCAAAAUAACCCUAAGAGGAAGCUUGA
Messenger RNA from Paramecium tetraurelia, 2361 nucleotides. RefSeq lists its product as uncharacterized. The transcript is spliced from 4 exons. The record is from RefSeq and is a predicted model, not a curated record. Gene Ontology annotation, molecular function: protein phosphatase regulator activity; protein phosphatase binding. Lineage: Eukaryota; Ciliophora; Oligohymenophorea; Peniculida; Parameciidae.